AUGGUUGAUAACCGCAAGUAUUUCAUCCUCAUAACGAAAGACGAUAGUCGUUACCGUACAUUUCAAGUGCACAAGACCAAAAAUGAGGCUGAGGGAGCUAUCAUCACGCAGCUCACGAGGGUACAGAUGGCCCUCAAGAGCCAGCCACCUGAUCAGGACGGCAUUGCCAGGCGUGUUCGCAUCCUCCGCCUCGACGGCGGCAGGGAGUUCGGGACGACGAAGAUGGAGAGCUUUUGCUCAAGAGAGGCGAUCACUCUGAUCCUCUCAACCCCAGCAAAUCAGUACCAGAACGGCGCUGCAGAGCGAGGGAUUGGCUUCCUUCAGGAGCAGUCUCGCGCCACAAUGAGGUGCGCGCGCAUUUCUUCGAUCUUCUGGGAUCGAAUCAUGGGAGCGACCGCGUACGUGAUAAACCGAACGGGUCAGUCAACACUCAAGACGAUCACCCCGUCAGAGAGGUACGAGUCUGCGUUGGACCCGCGGCGCGAGUACAAGCCUGAUCAGUCCAACCUGCGUAUCUUGGGAAGCCGCUGCUUUGUUUACAUCGACGCGCAGUUCUGUGUAACCAGCGAGAAGAUGGAGGGUAGGCGCGCGAGAGCGGUAUUGAUGGGUUACAAGGGUCAACACAACUAUGUGGUAUGGCUGAUCGAUGGAGGGAGGUUUCUGGAUACUCCGCAUGUGGUGUUCCACGAAAACACUGGCAUGAUCGGAUCAGAAGACCCCACAGAUAUUGUCAGAUCGCUCCCGCCAGCAGUACAGCGGAGACUUCGUCACUGCUAUAGGAAGGGUCGUACAUACAUACGAACCCGCGAUGACAACGUCGUUGAGGAGGAUAUAUCCCCCAACGAAGAUGGGCGCCCACAAAGAGGUCGCCUAAAGCGAAAGAUAGCUAGGCACUUCGUAUGUGAGGCUCCGCCUGAUCACUCCGAAGUGCUCAAGGCGCUCCGAAUUGCCCUUUCAGAGGGCGAGAUGGUUAGUGAUACGGACGAUUCGGCAGCUGACGAUCUCCAGGGCUCUUUUGCUCAGCUACAGCGCGAUGCCUUUAAGAGCAAACGAGCUCUCUUCGGGCAGCGCGACUCACAUCAGGAUUUCGCCGAAGCGCUCCUGAGUGCUGGAAGGGCACAAAUCUGA
Messenger RNA from Anthostomella pinea, 1128 nucleotides. The record is from the annotation of a GenBank genome assembly. Lineage: Eukaryota; Fungi; Ascomycota; Sordariomycetes; Xylariales; Xylariaceae.